Messenger RNA from Zychaea mexicana, 1080 nucleotides. RefSeq lists its product as uncharacterized. Bases 98 to 733 code for a protein of 211 amino acids. NCBI's taxonomy places the organism in Eukaryota, Fungi, Mucoromycota, Mucoromycetes, Mucorales, Lichtheimiaceae. The transcript has 3 exons. The record is from RefSeq and is a predicted model, not a curated record.
GGGACCUGGGUUGCCAAGUCAUAAUCCUCCGGACCAUGACGAGCCACCACCUCCGCCUUACGCAGAGUCAGAUAAUACGGCUUACAAUCCGGCAUUCAUGAAUCUGCCAAGCACUCAACAUUCUCCCAAUACACCGCUUAACUCACCGUCCCAGUCAUCUGCUGCCGAUGGCAGUAGUACUCAACCUUCCCCAUUCGUGGUUCCUUCUGCACCUCCAUUUUUUUCUGCUGGUCCACAGCAACAACAACAACAAGCUUCGUCAAGCCUGUAUCCAACUAUUCCGCCGUCUCCCGAACCGCAGUAUUAUCAGCAGUAUCAGCAACAGCAACACCACCACUAUCAAAGCCAAAAUAGUACACCGCCGCUACCACAGCAAGCAACCAUCCGAUAUCAAUAUCAUUCAAUUAACGUGCCGCCGCAUCGUCAGCCUCCUCAGCAUCCGCAAUAUUAUCAGGGUGGAUCGGUUAUUCGUCGACGGAUCCCAGAUCCUUCUGAACGAGGGUUCCCCAUCGCAGCACUGUUUUUCUUGUUUGGAUGGUUUUGUCCGCCAUUGUGGGUGCUCGGUGCAUGCUGCUGCAGUGGAAGUCGUAAUCGUUACGAAGCAUGGUGGGGCAAGGCCAACUUUAUCAUGGCAGUGAUGUUUAUCAUUUCUUCCAUUGUGUAUUCUAUGAUUGCAAUUACAGUGGGCGACUGGAUGGUUGGCAUGCGAUUAUUGAGCUUUUCCGUGGAGUAGGAGUAAAUUCAGCUAUUAUUGAUGAAAGAUGUAGUAGUUUUAUUAUGAAGGCUUGUUGAUUGAUGAUUGGUAUAUACCUUAAUUCUUUCUUUUCUCUAUACACAUUGCAUUAUAAAUAUACAUAUACACAUUUUUUAUAUAUCAUAUCCAACUCGCGAUCCCUCUUUUCAUUCCUCAUCGCUGCUAGAGGAGUCUGUAUCAUACAUGACGGGCCGGUUGUUGUUGACAAACAGAUCAUCGUCAUUAUCGCUGCCGUCGUUGUCGCUAUGGUCGUCGUCGCAUUCAUCAGACAUUUCUUGUUGCUUUUUCUGUGAGAACUCCGUUGGCCUAGCGAGAAAGAAUCAUUA